Capronia epimyces CBS 606.96 is the source of this 2472-nucleotide messenger RNA. RefSeq lists its product as uncharacterized. Lineage: Eukaryota; Fungi; Ascomycota; Eurotiomycetes; Chaetothyriales; Herpotrichiellaceae. The transcript has a single exon. The coding region runs from base 1 to 2472 and encodes 823 amino acids. The record is from RefSeq and is a predicted model, not a curated record.
AUGAACUUGCAGCCAGACGCUCAGAUCCAAACCGUCAGACGAGAAACUCCCCAAUACCUACGGACUCAGUCGCUGCAAUCGUCCUUUGCCACCAACGAGUACUUCUCUGAUUAUGCUUCCGACGCUGCCAGUCAAAAAUCCGACGAUACCCAAGCAAGCUAUGAGACGCCUCCCUCGAGAAUAUCGACCCCCCUCAUUCAACAGACCCAGGUUGACUCCGAGAUGACGCUUCCUACGAGACCUGGCAUUGUCCCGCCGGCGGCCCUCAACACUCGACACCAACCGAAUGAGGGCCAAAGCACCGUGCGGAUGGUGUCAAACUGUAACGAGAUGAGCCCGCCUACACCUGAAAUCGAUGACACCCCAUAUCUCAGAUUUGCCAUUGAGCAACUGACAAGAGACGAGGAUGUACUGGGGCGUGGCAGACACAGUACCGCAACCGCGGAGGGAAACACUCCCGUCUUGCCACCGUCAGAACCCGAAUCGCCGGAGAAUUUCCAAACGCCGACACCCUCUCCUCCACCACCGUCUCCUCCUCGACAACCGCGGAAUCCCCGUCCGCAAUCUCAGAUUCAGCGAAAGCCAGUGCGUGAAGAGGUCAUGAUCCCGGUGGACCUGUCGAAAGACUUACGCUCGCGACUCGGCUUUGUGCCAAUACCACUUCGCCUCUCUAUGCUUGCCUUAUACUUGAUGCUAUGCCUAUUAAUGAUCGGCGCCUUGCUCUUUAGCCUAAUAUUUGCGUCCGGGAAUCACGGACUGUACGACUACGAUGGGAACGCCACGCCACGAUAUUUUGUUUUCCAAUACUUACCACAGCUACUUGGGAUUAUACUCAUCAUAUGGUUGUUUGUGAUUGAGGCAGCAGUGUACAGAUCCCUGCCUUACUUUUGCAUGUUGUCAAGUGGUCGCAACCACUCGGUGUUACAGGACAUGCGUAUCUUACCAGCAAACUACCUCUUACCGGACCUCACCUUUUUCAGGACGGGUGAAAGGCUGCUGGGUGUGACAUUUGUGGUUUUCUGGUUGACCAGCCUCACUGUCCCGCUCCUCAGCUGUCUUUACGAAACCCAGUGGAUUACGGAUGAUGGCCCUGCACGUUUCCGUUGGACCACUGUCCGAGGUGUGGGCUGGACCUUGGUGGCACUAUACAUUAUCCUCUGCGCCGGCAUCGUGCACUGCAUGGUCCGCUUUCGACGCCGAAACUCCAAUCUUCUCUGGGAUCCCUGUUCUCUGGCCGACCUGAUCUGUCUGUUCCGACGGUCAAACAUCUGCGCUGAUUUCGAACAAACCGAAGUCUCCCCAGAACCUAACAGGCAGGUUCUCCCUAGAACCACCCGUCUAGGCUUCUGGACGACCACCGAACGACCUGAUGUAUUCCACGCUGUAGGUGAAGAAUACGCGCCUAUCAAACGCUUUUCCUUCCCACCGCAGCCGAUGGCAAAGCCUUCUUCUGAUGGCCUGCUACAUCCCAACGACACAGUCGAUGUGGAGGCUCAACAACGGCACUCCUACGGAUCUGCCUUUUCUCGGAACAUCCACUCUCCCUUUGUCCGCUAUCGCUGGGCACCGUGGUACCUGCGCGAUUCCGCCGUGCUGGCAUGGAUCAUCGCGGCAAUUCUCCUCCUGAUUGCCUUCCUGGUGGUCAGCUUCGUGAAUCGUGCGGUACAGCAUGGCUUCGCCCCUCUCUUGACAUCCCUGACGGAUUCUGCUGGGUUCUCACCCGCCGAUUUCCUGUACAGCUUCCUGCCCUCGUUUCUUGGGAUGGUGCUCUUUCUCGCAUGGCAGCCCAUCGCCAUGUACUUCCGCGCGGUGCAACCAUUCUGCAACCUUUCCCAACCUACCGGUACUGAUGCCCGGCAUUCCCUGUUACUGGCCUAUCCGGCCCAAGGGCCGAUCGGCGUGAUGGUCCGAUCUCUCCGCAACCGCGAUUACAGGGUUUCAUACAUCAGCUUCAUAUCCAUCCUCGCGCUCUCGAUCCCGGUCCUCGCGGGUGGAGUUUUCACCGCACAGUUCUUCUCCGCAGAAAAUGAAGUCAGAAUGGUCGCGAGUAUGCCAGGCUACAUUGCGCUGUGUGUCUUGGCCGCGAUCUACACUCUCUCCUACCUCGUGAUCUGGCCGACCAGGAAACGAUAUCUGCCACACAACAUCAACACCAUUGCAAGCCUCAUGAGCUGGCUCUACGCUAGUCCUCUCCUUGCCGACGGCGCCUUACAGAAUGUCAGCUCCAGAGCUGAACUGGUCGAGCGAUUGACAGGAUCGAGCGUGCAGUCAGCGACCCUGACAGGCGAUCCUGCUGUAGAAGAGGGAGAGAAGAGCAGACCGAGCCGUCGGCAACGCCGCACAAAUCAAGGCGCGGGAACACGAUAUGCGUUCGGCGUCUAUGUGGGACGAGACGGCAAAGAGCACCUCGGCAUCGAUCGACUGCAGAGACCCGGGAGCCGCGAGAUGAUGGUCGUGCCGAGUUCGCGGUGA